Molecule: messenger RNA, 1892 nt
Organism: Ctenocephalides felis (cat flea)
Lineage: Eukaryota; Metazoa; Arthropoda; Insecta; Siphonaptera; Pulicidae
Exons: 15
Coding region: 115-1845 (576 amino acids)
Molecular function (GO): metal ion binding
Source: RefSeq, a predicted model, not a curated record
CUGUUUUAGCGAUUGAUUCUACUUAAUUGUACUGUUUGAUAGUUUUAUUCGAUUUGACCCAUAACCUGGUUUCGAGUGUUUUAAAAAUUUUAGUUACAUAUUUGUGGCUCAAUAAUGUCAGUCAAUGGGAAGAUUUCUUAUUUAAAAACGCUAUUAGAAGAUUUAGAGAAAGAAACCAAUGAAAUUGUUUCCUAUUAUGUAAAGGAGUUCAAUGAGAUUGCAGGUGCUGUGCAGCACCUUUCUGAAGCAGGAGCUUCACUAAACAAUGACACUUAUUAUAAAGUUGCUGGCAUGAUAAAUGAACAAAUUUCAUUUUUGAGACAGAUAAAUAUAGAUAGACUUAAAUUUGAUGAUAAAGAACGACCUUGCAUGACACUCUUGUCUUCAAGUUCCAGUCAAAAUAAAAAUAAUCUAGACCCCAUUAUAAAGAUGAGACCACCUGGUAUCCAUAAUAAAAGUUUUAUUGAAACCAAAUAUAAGAAUGAAGAUGUAUCUUCAAUUGGUACUUUGGCAUUUAUUGAGGAGGAUUCACCUAACAUUUCCCAUACUCUCACAAAGCAAUUGCCUACUUCAGAUGAAAUUAUACAGUCUGUUGAGAACUCACCUCUAAUUGAUUUUUCAUCUGAUUCUUUCCAAAGUGGGACUGAUGCGAUUGAUGUUCAGAUGAAGUCUCACCCAAGUAUAGAAAAAAAUGAAAAAAAUUUAACGAGAGGAAAGCACUAUGAGUCUCAGACUCUCUUAAACCAAUUGCCUACUUCAGAUGAAAUUAUGCAGCCAACUGAGAAGUUGUCCGUAAAUAACUCUCCACCUGAUUCUUGCAAAAGUGUGACUAACAUUCAGAUGAAGUCCCACCCGAGUAUAGAAAAAAAUGAAAAAAAUUCAAGUAGAGGUAGACCAGAAAUUGAAGCAUCAAUAACACAAGGUAGACCAGAAACUGAAGCAUCAAUAACACAAGCAUUAGAGAGCAUUGAUAUAGCUCAAGUAGAAAAUGAAAGUACCACAAAUGCUUGCAUGGCUGUGAUGGGUUAUGAACCUACUGAUGAAGCAUCUAUUUGCCGAUUUUAUGAUCAAUCAAUGGGUGGUUGUUUUAAAGGAAUGCAUUGCACAAAGAAGCAUCAGAUUAUCAACCCAAAUGGCUGGACGAAUGAUAAAAAGGGUGAUGGAUAUUUUUAUUUGCCUUCAAUGUAUAUCCCAAAACCAGGAAUGCUCAUCAACAUCAAGGUUACACAUGUUACAUACCCUACCAUAUUUCAUGGUCUGUUUCACCAUGAUAGACCUACGUAUUUAGAUCAUUUUCAAGAUAUAAGUGAAAUGGCUAAUUAUUUGAAUGAACCAGAAAUUAUGUCAACAUUCAAAAAACUUACACGAGACCCAGUUAUUGGAGAAUUGGUUAUUGCUCCUUUCUCUCGUGAUGGAUUUUAUUAUAGAGCGAAAGUUAUACAGCCAGGGGAAUAUGGAUAUGUCAAGGUGUUAUUCAUUGAUUACGGAAAUUCAGAAGAAGUUUUAAUAUCUGAAUUAUAUCAAUUUUUAUCUGAAUUAGCUGAUAUUCCACCACAGGCUGUAACAUGUACUCUUGCUAAUGUUGUAACUCGUUGUGCCAGGUCUGGUAAAUCUAAUUUACUGUCACAAUUGAUGGAAGAAUUGACAUCAACUCUUUUAUACAAAGUGUUGAAUUGUAGAGUUGUAAGUCACCAGGGGGAGGAACUUCAGGUGGUUGCAUACUUAGAGGGUUUAGAUAUAUCAAUUUAUUUGGAGCAAGAGGGAUUUUUGAAAAGAUUGGAUAAUUCGGAUUCUAAUAUGUGUAUAAAAAAAUAUCUGGGCCAGCCACAUCACAUUCCAGGAUAAUAAUGAAUAAAUAUUAAUUUACAAUAUAAGUCAACUUAUGCAUGUUU